This is a messenger RNA of [Torrubiella] hemipterigena, 3233 nucleotides long. The record is from the annotation of a GenBank genome assembly. NCBI's taxonomy places the organism in Eukaryota, Fungi, Ascomycota, Sordariomycetes, Hypocreales, Clavicipitaceae.
CCCGUUGUGACGCCUCUUGGGUCAGGGAGUGUCUCUGGUGUGUUUAGUGGCCAGCACGUCAAACUACAGCGCUGGCUGCCGCCCGCCAUUGGUCAUUCCUUCGCGGCCCUCUCUUCUCCUCUGCCCGGUUUUCUACAUCCUGUCGCGCUUUUUCUUUUUCUUCGACGCUCUGCCAUCCCAUCUUCGCUUUCUUCGACGCAUGCUAAUGCGAAGGCAUCUCGGUGGCUUAUCCGCUAUCCACCGCUGAUUUUUGGCCUCUGUUAGUCUUCGUCGCCUGGCGUAAUUGUCCCAACUACCACACUCACCAUCGCCAUCGACUGGCUUUACCGCACACACGACCUCGUUUUUGACACGGCCUCGCGACAGGCACUUGCGCCCUAUGCAGAUGGCCUCUUGGACGACGACUUUCGUAUCAGCGUUAUAAUAGUCUUCCGUAUUCGAACUUCUCCUGUCUUUCUCACCUUCUACGCAGGCGACUCAUCGGCUUCAACGUUGACGUCUACCCAGCGUGGCACGCAGCAUUCCUCCACAUUUACCUAAACUGUCAACAUCGACCGACAACGACACAGCUUCGACGCAUAUUCUCCUUAUCUUUACGCCUUUACGCUACUUAAAUAUUUAAUCACUUCCGCAAAUUCAUAUUCUCGACAGCUUUCAGCGCCAUCCUUUGCCCAACAUGUCGCAACGGCCGAACUUGGCCGAUCUGCGAGCCAAUUCUCAAAUGUCGACAUUCUCGACGUCAAAACCACGAGCAACACGAAUGCAUAUUGCUGGCGAAGCACCGCCUGAACUCUCACCCCUCGAUGCGUUUGCGCUGCAGAGUCGUAUGCUGGCCCGCCAGCUUCAAGACUCAACCACCCGUGAUGGCAACAGACUCAGUCGUCUUCCACCGCUUACUCUAGAGAGCCCCCUCAUGGUGCAAGCCCGCUCUGACUACUUCCGAUCCAUGAACUUCGAACCCGCCGUGGAAGAAGACGAGAUUAUUGGCGGAUCGAAAGAUGCUCUUGGCUUGCGGAAUGAGGUCGAAGUGGAGGACGCCUUUGCGUCCUCACAGCGCCCGAUGUCUAUGCAUCCGCGCAUGAGCAGAAUUCCGCAGAUGCCAGAUAGCGAUAUUCCCGCCUUGCCACAGACAAUCCCUGAGGUUCCUUCGACCCAAUCCCUCUACCAAAACGAAAGAAACGACUUCACUGGCUCGGAUCGCGUGCGGUCACCAUCGCCGAUACAUAGCGACUCUCAAUCUUUCAGUGACAAGCGCUCACUGAAGUCUGCAACGGGUCGCGAGGAUGGCUCUCAUUACGCAUCGCCUCCAUAUGGAAACAAGCAAAUGUCUCUAGAUGAGAUGGGCCUAAUCCCACCACGAUUUCCAAAGCGUUCACCGAGCGCGCUAUCGUCGUCGCCUCCUACACACAUUGACGACGAUACAACAAGUAAUUCCGGCAUCACUUCUCAUCCUGGCUCAUCUAUACAUCGUAAGACAUCGGCAGCGAGCACAAUAUUUACCGGAUCAUUCCAUAGAUCCCCAUCUGUGGGAUCUGAUUCCUCCGCCCUUCCCCGACCCUCCUUCAACUUCUCGCGACCUCUGAGCAGAGCUGGUACCCCCAGCUUUGACUUGCCGACAAGGCAGGCCUCCUCUGACAGCCACCCUUCCUUCAUUCUAGCCGAUGAUACAGCGCAUACUCCCGUAAGUAUGCACAGCGAAGGCUUCCUCGAGCAGCAGAGCGAAGAUGCCAAAAACGCCGGCUCAUAUAUAUACUCUAAAUUCACUCUUCCCCGUGGCAAAGAAUUGGAACGCUUCGAAUCAUCCUCUGACGCCGAUGAACAUGCCAAUACCCAGUGGGAACGACCAGUCAUUCCUCUGUCCGCAUCUCAACGGUUCCCUGGUGGCGCACCACCAUCACCUCCCACUCGCCCAUCGAGCUCGUCAGCAAGAGUGGUUCCAGACGACCCCGCCAAUUCGUUAUCACGGCCAUCAAUCGACGCGACAAAAGCAAGCCUUGAUAUCCCUAGACUGGGUAGCGGCUACCCUUCACCAAACCCAAGCAGACCAUCGGAUGAUUCCGCGAGACAAUCGGACGAUGACAGUCGUGGGCGAUCUCUACAUGCAGCUGGCAAGCAGAGACUACGUGAGAAGACACCUGCAUCUGUCAAUACAAGCGAUACUGCUAGCACGAUAAAGGCUAGCAAUCAGCUGCGAUCGACGGGCAACUCAUCUGCCCUCGAAUUGACGGCAGAAGAGCACUUGGCCAAGGGCAUCGAAUGCCAUGAAAGCGGGUCGCUCAACGAGUCCACCUAUCACCUCCGACUGGCUGCUAGACAGAAUAAUCCAACAGCUAUGCUGCUCUACGCCCUGGCUUGCCGACACGGAUGGGGAAUGCGUCCAAACCCGCGUGAAGGUGUUGAAUGGCUUCGGAAGGCUGCUGAAUAUGCUGGUGUUGAAAUUGCUUUGGAUCAAGACCAGCAGAAAGAAGGCAAGCGUAUCGAUUUUCUUGAGAACAAGACAAGAAAAGCACAAUUUGCACUUAGCAUCUACGAACUCGGUGUCAGCCAUAUGAAUGGCUGGGGCAUUGAACAAGACAAAGCUCUGGCUCUGCGAUGUUUCGAGAUUGCAGGCAACUGGGGUGACGUCGAUGCUCUCGCAGAGGCUGGCUUUUGCUAUGCCAAAGGUGUCGGCUGCAAGAAGAACCUUAAGAAGAGCGCCCACUUCUACCGCCAAGCCGAGGCCAAGGGCAUGAGCAUGAUUGGCAACAGCUGGAUUCAUAAAGCCAAGUACAAUGAUGGCGGCAAGAUUGACGCCGACAAGGACGACAAGAAGAAACGGAGCAAGUCACGAACAAGAGCAAUGUUUGGACUCAAAUCCAGCUCGUAGUUGUCUUCCGUUCUUCUCUAUCAUCUUCUGCCGAUUCCUAUGCCCCCAUCGGAUGUAUCUUUCUUGUUCAUACCCCACCGCAUUUACUUCUUUUCUCUACCUUUCAUACACCCUCUGAAUGUAUAGCUUCAGCAGGUGAUUCUAUUCUUUUUCUAACAUUCAUUACUCAGAUUUGUGCAGCACAGCCUGCGCACAUAUUCUUUUGUUAUCUUUUUAUUAUGACGGCUGAACUGUUUUUGUGAAGUAGGAAUGGUGUUUGGCGGGCUACUUUUUGUUUUGGUUGCAUACAGCUGGUCGUAAUCAGCAUGCGAAAUACAUAGCCCCUGGGUUGGGAUUCCAUUCAAUAUCACUUGUGUUCGACAAAGUU